AUUAUUCCAGAGGAUUUCCGCGGUAACAGGUUUCUCUUUCCCUCUCUCUCCGCCCCUUUCUACGGCUUCUCUCUCCUUCCACCGUUGCCGGCGGCGACGCAGGCGCUCGCCGUCUCCUCUCUCAGGUCCUAAGAAGGCUGCUGUUGGAGCUGAGCUCCCCCUUCCCGAACAGACCUCACUGUGCAACCACAGGUCCUAAGAAGGCUGCUGUUACUCUCCCUCACGCGCGCGUGCGUGCACACACACCAUCUUUACUGGCUCUUCUACUUUUCCUGUCCCUAACAAGUGCUAUCAUGGACGAAUCAUUUACAAUCCAGUUAAGCUCCAACUUAGUCAACCGGCUUGUGGAUGAUGGAGACAAGCUAAAGAGAAAAACAAAGAAACCCAGACCAAAGGUUCCACCUGUCUCUCAACAAAAGCAGACCAUGGUGCGACAGAAGCAGACCCCUGUCAGUCCUGACAUGCACAAGGGUGCCGCUAGCGGGGGAUGGCCGCUGCAAUCCCCAUUGUUCUUGCCUGUAUCCCCACCUCCGCCCACAGUUGCAAAUGCUGAGCUGGAUGCAAUACGUUCCGUCCUUCAAGAGAGUGAAAGUGUUUUAGAGAGGUUAAAAAAGCAAGAGGCUAACAUGGCACAGGAAGUAACACAGAAGGCUAAGGAGCUCCAUGAUAAGGAGUUCAAGCUGCCGUACCAGAAGCCAAUGCCCUGUUUAGCUGAGAAAGAUGCUUGCUUGGAGUGUUACAAGGAACAUGCCAAGGACCCGCUGAAAUGUGCCCAUGUGGUGAAAACAUUUGCAGAUUGUGCUCGUGUUGCUAGGCAGCAGGUGAGUGUCACGUCUGAUAAAUAGGCCGUUCAAAACAUUAGCAUGACUGCAAGCGAUCGACAUUUUUCUUCCAUGAGUGUAAUCUGAUGACCGGCCUAACUAGUAUUUCGGUUUUGGUCAUGCUAAUAAGCGCAUGAAACUGUUGCUGGAACUUUGUCACAGCUCAUAAGUGUUCUUUUCUGAUUCA
This is a messenger RNA of Magnolia sinica, 1008 nucleotides long. RefSeq lists its product as uncharacterized. Lineage: Eukaryota; Viridiplantae; Streptophyta; Magnoliopsida; Magnoliales; Magnoliaceae. The transcript has 3 exons. The coding region runs from base 294 to 845 and encodes 183 amino acids. The record is from RefSeq and is a predicted model, not a curated record.